AUGGAAGCCGUUUGCUCUUUUCAUGGCUGCGAGCAGGUGCUCGUGGAUGUAAAAUACAUCCUCAAGGCCACCAGAGUCGCUGUCGAACGUUUCAGACUCGUGCUGCGAGCUCUUUUGGGGAAGGAAAAGUACAAAGCUCUGAAAGAGGAAGUUCAGACGCUCAAGGCGGAACUCCUGAAGGAAAGAGCUCAGAAGCUCCAGCCGAGGGCUGCGCAGCAGAAUGGCCCGACAGAGCUGGUGAAGCCACUGGAAGAGGCGUGCGAGAAAGCGCAAGAUGCCCAGUCCAAGGGAGCAAGACCCUUUGCAAGACACCGAGUCCAAGGAGUCCAAAGCCGAGACGGCGGUGCAGAAGGCCCAGAAGGCCCGCGCCUGAAGUUCCAGAGCGGCGCCUACAGCAUCGCGAAGGCGGCCGUGAACGCGGACAGCUACUUCCUCGGAAACGGCGCCUCGCUGGGAGUCGCCGACGGCAUCAGCGAGUGGGAGGUUCGCUUUGGCCUGGUCCACGGCAUGCUGGGACGCAGGAUUCCCUCAAACGCAUUUCGGUGA
Molecule: messenger RNA, 546 nt
Organism: Symbiodinium natans
Lineage: Eukaryota; Dinophyceae; Suessiales; Symbiodiniaceae
Source: the annotation of a GenBank genome assembly